GGUAAGCAGAGAAGAUCCAGGAAGCUGAAAGAUGACCAGAGCAGCCGUGUCCUUCGUCCUGGUCCUGGUGGCCUUGUCCUACACCUUUGCUAAAUAUGUCCCUAAAUCUGGCAAGAGGAUCCCUCAGACUCUGUCCAGAGGUUGGGGCGACCAGAUGAUCUGGGCUCAGACGUACGAGCAGGGUCUGUACUGGUCCAGGUCCAGGAACAAGCCUCUGAUGGUCCUGUUCCACCGGGAGGACUGUCCUCACAGCCAGGCGCUCAAGCAGGCCUUCGCCAACGAGGAUGAUAUCCAGAGAACCCUGGACGAGGACUUUGUGGUCCUCAAUCUGAUGCAUGAAACCACAGAUAAAAGCCUGUCCCCUGAUGGACAGUACGUCCCCAGGAUCAUCUUUGUGGGUAAGACCUGGUGUCUGUCCUCAGAGGACUCAGGGUACUGAGCCGACUUGAUCCGACCUGUUUAAACCAGAUCAGCAGCAUGGUGCAGUCUGGAACAGGCGGCACGUUCCAGCUCUCUCCCUGCUUCAACACACCUGAAUCUGAUGGUUCUGUCCUCACCAAGAACCGAGCAGAACCCAUGGUGGAGCAGAUCACUGCAUCUAGAGCCACUAUACUCUUCAAGCUCAGUUCUUUUCAAAAAUGACCCUCCACAUGUCAAAUUCCAAGAAGUCUGCUCAAACAUGCUGUCCUGAGUCUGUACCAGUGUCCAUAUACUGGAUUACUGGUUCAGGCACAU
Molecule: messenger RNA, 735 nt
Organism: Salarias fasciatus (jewelled blenny)
Lineage: Eukaryota; Metazoa; Chordata; Actinopteri; Blenniiformes; Blenniidae
Product: anterior gradient protein 2 homolog
Exons: 5
Coding region: 32-439 (135 amino acids)
Cellular component (GO): endoplasmic reticulum
Source: RefSeq, a predicted model, not a curated record